Molecule: messenger RNA, 1365 nt
Organism: Thlaspi arvense
Lineage: Eukaryota; Viridiplantae; Streptophyta; Magnoliopsida; Brassicales; Brassicaceae
Source: the annotation of a GenBank genome assembly
AUGGAACCAGAUCUUUGCUUUCUCCAAGAACGGUUGCAGCGUCGUUUGUUGAAAAUUGUGGUGAAGGACAAGGAUGUGGUGCUGGAUGACUUCAUUGGCAGGAUCCAGUUUGAUCUCAGUGAAGUCCCAAGACGCGCUCCACCAGAUAGUCCCUUGGCACCCCAGUGGUAUAGGUUGGAGGACAAGAAAGGAGAGAAGAUCAAGAAAGGGGAGAUCAUGCUAGCUAUUGGAAAGGAACUCAGGCGGAUGAGGCAUUUUCUGAAGCCUGGCAUUCUGAUGCAGCAUCUGAAUCAUGCACAGAAGACUAGGAUAUUAAAAAGUGUUAGCGCAAUGUGGAAUGAGGAUUUGCUGUUUGUGACCGCUGAACCAUUUGAGGAUCCUCUGGUGAUAAGUGUAGAAGAUAGGAUUGGAGCAAACAAAGAUGAAAUCUUAGGCAAGUGUGUGCUCCCAUUGCACACCAUCCCCAGGAGGUUUGACAAUAAGGCUGUGCCUGCCAGGUGGCAUAAUUUAGAGAAACAUACCAUUAUUGAGGGCGAGAAGAAGGAGAUCAAAUUUGCUAGUAAGAUCCAUCUUCGGAUCUGUUUGGAAGGCGGGUAUCAUGUUUUGGAUGAAGCAACACACUACAGCAGUGAUCUCAGGCCAACAGCAAGGCCACUGUGGAAGUCCAGCAUUGGUCUUUUGGAACUGGGGAUCAUAAGCGCCACUGGCUUGUCACCAAUGAGGACAAUAGACGGUCGAGGCACCACAGAUGCCUUUUGUGUGGCUAAGUACGGGCAAAAAUGGGAUUCAAGAAUUGGGAAGGUGAGGAUUAGGUUGUCCACGCUUGAAAGCGAUCGAGUUUAUACACACUCCUAUCCUCUGAUCGUCCUACAAACUUCAGGAGUGAAAAAGAUGGGAGAGAUUCAGUUGGCUGUGAGGUUCUCGUGCACGUCUUUCUUCAAUAUGCUGUACAAGUAUUCACAACCAUUGUUGCCAAAAAUGCACUAUGUCCAUCCCUUGUCCAUAAUCCAGAUCGAUAUGCUCAGGUACCACGCUAAUCAGAUCGUCUCAGCAAGGCUGGGCCGGGCUGAGCCACCCUUAAAGAAAGAAGUUGUGGAGUAUCUGCUGGAUGUGGGAAUCAACAUAUGGAGUUGGAAGAAUCCUAUCACAACCAUUUUAGUUCAUUUCCUGUUCAUCAUACUGGUCCUAUAUCCUGAACUGAUACUGCCCACAAUAUUCCUCUACCUCUUUGUAAUUGGAAUAUGGUACUACCGGUGGAAGCCAAGGCACCCUCCUCAUAUGGACAUCAAGCUUUCUCACGCUCACGCCAUUGGCCCCGAUGAUCUUGAUGAAGAAUUUGAUCCAUUUCCAACCCAAGGGAAGUGA